Messenger RNA from Manis javanica (Malayan pangolin), 584 nucleotides. Lineage: Eukaryota; Metazoa; Chordata; Mammalia; Pholidota; Manidae. The record is from RefSeq and is a predicted model, not a curated record.
AGUAAAAGCACAAACGGGUCAGAGUACGCCCGGGGGCCAGAGCCUGAAGGCAAACCAGGCUGUCCAAAUAUGAUGUUGGGGGCUGGAGUGCAGCUGCGGCCUCUUCCCUUGUUUCCUCAGGGUCCCGGCGCUUCCGGUGAAGAAUUUGAAUGGUACCGGACCGGUCCACCCGGCUCUGGCAGGCAUGACAGGGAUCCUGCUGUGCGCCGCCGGCCUGCCCGUGUGCCUGACGCGGGCCCCCAAGCCCAUCCUGCACCCCCCGCCCGUGAGCAAGAGCGAUGUCAAGCCCGUGCCCGGAGUGCCCGGGGUGUGCCGCAAGACCAAGAAGAAGCACCUCAAAAAGAGUAAGAACCCCGAGGAUGUGGUUCGAAGGUACAUGCAGAAGGUGAAGAACCCACCUGAUGAGGUGAGCCCGGGGGAGGGGCCGUCCGGGCAGAGGGCAGCCGCCCGGUAGGGAGGGGGGCCGUCCCUCUACGCCCUCCCAAUAUACUAACUGCUCCUGGUCCUCUGUGUUACACCCUCUUUCCCCAGUUUAUGGGUCUCCUUAACGGAAAUACUUAAGUCUAAUAGAAUCACAUGAUCAA